Culicoides brevitarsis is the source of this 1787-nucleotide messenger RNA. It is a transcript of the gene abo, whose product is annotated as DET1 homolog. The transcript has 2 exons. Gene Ontology annotation, cellular component: cullin-RING ubiquitin ligase complex; nucleus. The coding region runs from base 111 to 1751 and encodes 546 amino acids. The record is from RefSeq and is a predicted model, not a curated record. NCBI's taxonomy places the organism in Eukaryota, Metazoa, Arthropoda, Insecta, Diptera, Ceratopogonidae. Gene Ontology annotation, molecular function: ubiquitin-like ligase-substrate adaptor activity; ubiquitin protein ligase binding. Gene Ontology annotation, biological process: protein ubiquitination; positive regulation of proteasomal ubiquitin-dependent protein catabolic process.
CACGUCAUACGUGACACUAUAGACAUCGUACAGAAGCCUUUUAUUUACAAACUUUCAUUUUUUAUUUGAAUUAAAAGCGAAAAUCCCCUUUAAAUUGCAAGAAAUGAGCCAUGUCGUCGGUGCCAACAACCACAGAUCGCAUUCGAGCUCGCAUCAUUCCGAGUCAGAGCAUCAUUUCGCUUUUGUGUGAGCGCCAACAGGGAUUGGGACGCACCAACAGAGCCUUCUUCAACUAUCGCCAAUUCUACAAGACGAUCCGCCCGAAUCUCUCGAUCAUUAACGUGGAAAAACCUCAAUGUUACCUUCGGAAAUUCAGUUUGGAUGGAAAAUAUCUCAUCGCAUUCUCGUAUGACCAAACACGCUUGGAAAUUUAUCGUUAUCGGGGCAUUACAGCAGCCAUGGAACUCACGUCGGGCGUCACGGAGGAAAUGGUUGCCAACUUCAAUAUGGGACUAAAUUUGGAAAUUCGCAGUAAAAUCUUCAAUAAAUUGUUCAAGUUGGAACAUGUGGUCGAAACGUCGAGAGAAAAGCAACUUAAUCGCGAAUGCAGUUUGUUCACGAGUGAUUAUCGACAUGUGAUAUUAGGGGCGGCAUCUUUCAUCCCAGACGAGUUGCGUCCCAACUUUUAUUCGUUGUACACGAACAACGAAUCUAUCACUCCGACAGCUUCGUCGCCGCUUGAGGACUACACAAUUUACAUAAUUGACCUGAAUACGGGCCUUAUAACGGAUUCCCAUGACUUUUGUGUGGAUAAAAUUAUUCUUUCGCAUAACCAAGGACUUUAUUUGUACGAAAAUACGUUAGCUGUGUUGUCGAUUCAGCAUCAGACGAUUUAUAUUUUUCACUUGGAAGAUGGAAAACUGACACUUUUACGAUCAAUUGGGCGAUUUUGCAGUCACGAGGAAGAAUUUUUGUACAGUAGUUGUCCCCAAAAUACUUGCAUUCGCCCGUUUCGCGAACCAAUCAUCAACAGUUUGAAACAUCGCAUUCUGGUUUUUUUGUAUCAAGACGCCAAAAAGAGAGAAGAAGCUGGCGAUUCGACUGCCAUUCGAAGAUUCUAUCAACUCUUCGAGUCUUACAAAAACCUGCGAAUGUGGAAGAUGCAACUCAUUGAUGGCGAUCACUUGCUCAUCAAAUACUCCAUUGAAGAUGUCGUUACGCUAAAAGCGAGCGAUCCCAAUUCCCACAGUGCCUUUUUUGUCUUUUACAACAUCUGGGAGUCGAAAGUGCUGGGAUUUUUCGAUAACAAGUCGGAAGAUUUGCUCUGGCUUUAUGAGAAUUUUUCGGAUUGUUUCCGAAAUGUGCACAGCAUUCACAACACAAGUUCGCCAAGUAACAAUUUUCACAUGAAUUUGAUGCACCAACGAUUUAAACAGACAAUUCUCGUAUCAAAGCCGAACGGAAUGUUGGAAGCGACAAAGAGACUUUUAGCGCAACUGCCAAUCAGCUCGCAAAGUUACUGCAGUUCGCCGUAUCUGGAUAUGUCCCUUUUCAGUUACGACGAUAAAUGGGUUUCGGCGCUCGAAAGACCAAAAGCAUGUGCGGAAUUCCCAAUAAGAUUUUUCGCGCGAGAUUCGGGCAUCUUGAAAUUCAGAUUGCAUGGAAAUAUGUCGAAAUUGAGUAAUAAUUCAUCAAGACGACUUGUUGCAUUCAGUUUUCACCCAACAGACCCCUUCAUUAUUUCCGUGCAACGACACAAUACCGAAUAUAUUGCCAACUUUCACAUCAGAGGCCCAUCUGGAAUUACUUAAUUUUUGCUCAAAUAAAAUCGCGUAAUUCUUUAUUUA